UUCAUCUAUGGAAUCGAGGUCAAAACACAAAUACAGGAUGUCCUGGCUGUGCAUUCGGGGCUCUCUGUUGCACCACAGCAGGUGCGCGAUACCGAUGGGCGCCUGAAGGUAGUGUUGGCGUUGACUGGAACUCUGGAUGUGGAUUACAGAGGUUCUACGUAUAAUAUUCCCGUAGCAGUGCACCUGCGCGACACCUUCCCAUACACGCGUCCUCGAGUGGCUGUAGUACCCACCGACGACAUGCUCAUCAAACCAGGCACGCACAUCAAAGGCUCUGGGGAGGUUACACAUGCGUAUCUGGACCAAUGGUCUCAACAGGUGUGA
Molecule: messenger RNA, 324 nt
Organism: Sphaeroforma arctica JP610
Lineage: Eukaryota; Ichthyosporea; Ichthyophonida
Exons: 2
Biological process (GO): protein modification process; endosome to lysosome transport; protein transport
Cellular component (GO): ESCRT I complex
Molecular function (GO): ubiquitin binding
Source: RefSeq, a predicted model, not a curated record